CUCAAUGUUUCUCUGGCUGGGCUCUGAGAGCCGGGCGGCUGGAGCGCGCCCCGGCUGGGUGGAGUCUGGGGGGCAGCGGGUCAUUCCUUCUCUUUGGGUGGAAGGCACCUGGCGACUGAAGAGGGGGAGAUGAGCCGGUACGUUUCUCGAAGCUCCGGGGCUUCCAGGACGGUGCUUUCUAAGGCUCCAAGAAUGCUAGAAGUAAUUGGCCCUAAAGGUGAAGUAUUUUUGGAAGCUGACUUGACAAUUUCUGGGCGGAAUUUAGACAGAGCAGACAUUACUAAGGAAGCAAAGAAUAGACACUAUGGCAAAUUGCAGGUGCUCAAUCCAAAUGAUAGACCAACUCCGAGUUAUUCUGUUCCCACUGAAACUACCUCCCAGGAUGCUGUACACUGUCAUAGCCCUGGAGACACAGGUCAAGAUACAGCAGAUGCAAAAAAUGAUGAUGACUCCUCACAAUGUUCUGAUGACAAAUUAUUAGAAACUACAAUUGAUGAUAAAACACACCACGAUAAAUUUGUUGGGAAAAAUGUUGCACCAUUGGAGUUAAUGACAGAGUUCCUAAGAGCAGUAAUGAGCCGAAACUAUACUGUGGCAAAAAAAUUAUGUCAAUUGAUACUAAUCUAUGAACCAGAAAAUCCUGAAGCCAAACAGUUUUCUUCACUGAUUGAAGAAAAGUUGCUAAUGGAAAAAGCCCAUGCUGGGGAAGAAGAAGAGGAGGAAGAAAGUGAAGAUAGUAGUGAUGAUAGUGAAGAAGACAGCAGUGAUGAUAAGGAUCAAAGUGAAGAGAGUUCUGAUGAAUCUGAAGAUACAUAAAAAAAAAAUUCCUAUGAUUUCGAUGGCCUAAUGGUUUUUUAUUCAUUUUUAGUAACAAUCACAUUC
Messenger RNA from Sarcophilus harrisii (Tasmanian devil), 882 nucleotides. RefSeq names its product glutamate rich 2 (gene ERICH2). The record is from RefSeq and is a predicted model, not a curated record. The transcript has 11 exons. NCBI's taxonomy places the organism in Eukaryota, Metazoa, Chordata, Mammalia, Dasyuromorphia, Dasyuridae. Bases 130 to 816 code for a protein of 228 amino acids.